AUGGCUGGCGCACUCUUCACUGUGUUUAGGACCUUCAUCCGCAAGAACACUGUUCUCCUGACCACUGCUUUUGCCGGCGCCUUCGCUUUUGAGCUUGCGUUCGACAUGACCUCCAACAAGGUCUGGGAUAGCUGGAACCAGGGCCGCCAAUGGAAGGACAUUAAGCACCGUUACAUGGUCAAGGAGGAGGAGGAUGACGAGUAAAUGCACUUGCCGAAAGUGAUGUUGUGUUUAUUUUACUACGGGUAAAGGGGCAUGGAAAAGCCACCGAAGCUCGUGCUUGUUCUUUCUCAUCCCAUAUGUGGGCUUGUACGCGAUAGAUGGAAAUCUGUAUUUUGGCUUUCAAUCUCCCUGGUCUGUACGG
Molecule: messenger RNA, 364 nt
Organism: Penicillium verrucosum
Lineage: Eukaryota; Fungi; Ascomycota; Eurotiomycetes; Eurotiales; Aspergillaceae
Product: cytochrome b-c1 complex subunit 9
Exons: 4
Coding region: 1-204 (67 amino acids)
Biological process (GO): mitochondrial electron transport, ubiquinol to cytochrome c
Source: RefSeq, a predicted model, not a curated record